UGUGGCCUUAAUUGGGUACAAAGAUGGCUUUCGGGCGCUCGUUAGCAACGGUCUCCGUUCUGAAUGUAGUGGAAUGGGCGGUCAAUCAGUAGAUCCCUCGGACAGUUUGACGUUUCUGGGGCAUCCCGCAAUCAAAUCAUGCGCAAUGUCCUCCAUCGACCCUCAAAUCCGUUCCAUGAACGAAGGAAGCACCCUCAGACAGCAGGAAUACAGCUGGGGCCUUGAAGUCUUCAGGGGCACCAAGGCGACCCAGCAACGCACCCGCCAUCCAUGUUUUCUCAACCUCGGGGUUCUCGUGAAGCAAUUGAUCCGUCAUGGCAGUUCUAAUGUAUCCGGGAGACAACGUGUUGACUCUAAUACCGUACUGACCCCAUUCUUGAGCGACCGAUCGACACAUUUGCUGAACAGCAGCCUUGCUGGAGUUGUAAGCUGUGCAAGAGAGGCCCUGUUUCUUGUUAGCUUUUUGGGUAUGCUUGGUGAUGUUUUGAGGACUUACUCGGUUAGCAAUAUUGCCUGACAUGCUUCCAAUAAUGACGAUGCUUCCAGGGCUGUUCUUCUCUCGCAGAACGCGUGCAGCAUACUUGCAAGUGUUGAAAACACCGGUUACAUUGACUCGUAGGAUGCGGUCAAAGUCGGCAGCUGGGUAGUCCAGCGCAGCAAUUUGUUGCUGGAUGCCGGCACAAGCAAUUGUUCCCCAGAAAGGCGCUCCAGACUGGUCAGCCUCAGCAGCGAUCUCCUUCAUCGCUGUCUCGACGGACUGCUCUUCUGUGACGUCGCAUUUUCGGUAUGAGACAGAAGCCUUGUUGGCUGUGGCGAUCUUGUUGAGCUGUGCCCACUCAGCUGGUGAUGGCUCCUCGAGAAUAUCGAGGCAAGCUACGCUACCGCCGGCUUCGACGACAGCAAUGGCAAGUGUGAUACCCAGACCGCGAGCUCCGCCUGUGAUAGCGACAGUCUUGUUCUCGAGAGAGAAGAGCUUGAACGUUGACGCUUUUGAGGCGGGUGUUUCUCUGGUCUCGGGCACAUGGGCCGGGAGCUCAAUGUCGGAAACGAUAGCGGGAGCCAUUGUGAUGGUGAAGUUGUAUGGGUAUCAACGAGGUCGUAAAAGAAUGGUAAUUGAAGAAAAGGAUCGAAGCUGCCGGGAUAGAAGAGUUUUGGAGACGCAAGCUCGUCAGGAUAUACCAUGGACGGAUAUCCAUUUCUGGAGGCGCCGAAGACAUGUUGAGUCAAGCAUUACCGUCGUGGCAUCCAAAUGGAAGGUCGAUGCGAAGAAUGAUGUGUCUCGAAUUGGGUUUUGAAGACUUAUUCCUGGUUGAUUCGACGAGGUAAUUGUAGCCGGAGGUUGUCACAUAUCAAUACGACAGUCGUGGUUUUCGCUAAGAUACAGUAUUUCCAGGCUGAAAGAGGGGGGACAAAAAGGUCUGGUCGGGUGUUUAUCAGGACACAAAUACCAGGGUGUCUCCACCACGUCUUAGCCCCUGAACUGCCCUUUUGUUUUUGCUGGCUUUCGGUUCUACAAGCAAGUCCCGUUAUUUCUUUCACCUAGCAGUCUCUGUCGCGAAUGCAGAUACCCAGAGUUGUACAACAUUUAUUACAGCCAAUGCACUAAGCUCAGCAGUAUUUCCGUCACCCAGGCAAAGCCGUGAUCUGGUGCCUCCAACUUCCUGAUCCAGAACUCAAUCCUCGCUCAACCCAAUAAUGUCAAACUCAUCAAGAACCCCACGUUAAAUGGCAAACGCACAUAUCCCCACGGCGCUUUCCCCUGCCCUGUUGGGGUAACCCGGUCCGCCAUGGGCACAACGAACAUCAUCGUCGUUAUGAGAAAGAUCACGCGCAAAAGAUGCUUUUUCGAAAUAUCUAUAACUCAAGAGGCACUGUCGAUGUUUCUCAGCUGCACUCAUCACCUACUCGUCUUGUAAGAGCAUCACAGAGUCACAGAUCCAGUCCGAGAUGGCACCCAGCGCAAUCACCCCAGAGACACAGGAAGAACCUGUAGCUCUUUCCAACGUCAUCAAGUUGAUCAAGAACGAUGAUGCAGAGACAAUUGAUCUUGCCCUGCGACAGUUUCGCUGCUUGAUCGCUGAUCUUUGCGAGCAGUUCAAGGGUGGCCACCCUGGAGGUGCAAUGGGUAUGGCGGCCAUUGGCCUCGCUCUCUGGAAAUAUGUGAUGCAGUACUCUCCCAACGACCCUGACUACUUCAACCGCGAUCGCUUCGUCCUCUCCAACGGCCACACAUGCCUCUUCCAGUACACGUUCCUUCAUCUCACGGGUUACAAGGCCAUGACCUUCGAGCACCUCAAGUCCUACCACUCAUCCAACUACGACUCAUUGGCGCCCGGUCACCCUGAGAUUGAGCAUGAGGGUAUCGAAGUGACGACCGGUCCUCUUGGCCAAGGUAUUGCCAAUGCUGUCGGCCUCGCCAUGGCGACCAAGAACCUUGCGGCAACUUACAACAAGCCCAACUACGAGCUCGUCAACAAUAUGACGUACUGCAUGAUCGGCGAUGCUUGUCUACAGGAGGGUGUCGCCCUUGAGGCUAUUCAACUGGCUGGCCAUUGGAAGCUCAACAACCUCGUUGUCAUGUAUGACAACAACCAGAUUACCUGCGACGGUAGUGUCGACCUCUGCAACACCGAGGACGUCAACGCCAAGAUGCGCGCCUGUGGUUGGGAGGUUAUCGAGGUCGAGGACGGCUGUUUCGAUGUCGAGGGUAUCGUCAAGGCCCUCCUCAAAGCCAAGGCCAGCAUCGACAAGCCCACUUUCAUCAACAUUCACACUAUCAUUGGAGUCGGUAGCAAGGUUGCAGGUGAUGCGAAAGCCCACGGUGCCGCUUUCAGCCCCGAUGGUGUCAAGGCCGUCAAGGAGCGUUUCGGCAUGGACCCUGAGAAGCAUUACGUCGUCUCUGAUGAGGUUUACAGCUUCUUCCGCGACCGCAAGACUCGUGGUGACCGCCUCGUCGAGGAUUGGAAGAGUCGUGUUGAUGCCUACAGCAAGGAAUACCCUGAUCUUCAUGAGGAGUUCAUGAAGCGUGUCGAGGGCCGCUUUACUGAUGACUGGCGAAGCAUCAUUCCUGCCAAGGAGUCAUUCCCUACUGCUCCUACACCUUCCCGAAAGUCUGCCGGUAUCAUCUGUAACCCUCUGGCUGCGAAACUCAAGAACUUCAUGGUCGGUACAGCUGAUCUGUCACCCUCUGUCAACAUGAUCUGGAAGGGCAAGGUUGACUUCCAGCAUCCCGACCUCAAGACCACCUGCGGCAUCAAUGGCAACUACUCUGGUCGGUACAUUCAUUGGGGUAUCCGCGAACAUGCGAUGGCUUCCAUCUCCAACGGUCUUGCCGCUUAUGGUAAGGGUACGAUCCUCCCUGUCACCUCAAGCUUCUUCAUGUUCUAUAUCUACGCCGCUCCCGGUGUCCGCAUGGGCGCUCUCCAGAACCUCCAAGCCAUCCACAUUGCCACUCACGACUCGAUCGGUACUGGCGAAGACGGCCCAACCCACCAACCAAUUGCUCUCCCUGCUCUGUACCGCUCCAUGCCCAACCUCCUUUACAUCCGACCUUGCGAUACCGAAGAGACGGCCGGUGCCUUCAUUACCGCCCUCGAGGCCAAGGACACCCCAUCUAUCAUCUCCCUCUCCCGUCAGAACCUCGAGCAGUACCCUGAGUACUCCAGCCGUGAAGGUGUUCAGAAGGGUGCUUAUGUCUUCAUCGAGGAGGAGGAUGCCGACGUUACUCUCAUCGGCAUCGGUGCCGAAAUGGUCUUCGCCGUCAGGACCCGCCAAGUCCUCAAGGAGAAGUUCAGCAUCAAGGCCCGCGUGGUCUCGUUCCCUUGCCAGCGUCUCUUCAACUCCCAACCCCUCGAGUACAAACGCCAAGUCCUUCAAUACCGCUCCAACGCCCCUCGAGUUGUGAUUGAGGCCUACGCCGUCAACGGCUGGGAGCGAUACGCCGAUGCUGGUUACUCAAUGACCACUUUCGGCAAAUCACUACCUGGUAAGGACGCCUACAAAUACUUCGGCUUUGAUGAGAACGUCAUUGCCCCUGAGGUGGCCAAGCUUGUCGACGAGGUCAAGGCGGAAGGAAUCGAGAGCCUACGCGGCGAAUUCAGGGAUCUCAACAACGUGUCACACGAGCACUAAUGAUUUGGUUCAAAAUGGGUAAAGGUUUAUGGCAUGCGACUUGGAGUUAAUUUAGUUUGUUGACGAUACGAUGGUGGUCUUUUUGCAUAAUAAAGCAACUUUGUUCUAUAUAUGCCAGUUCUUGAUGCAUGGUCCCAAAUGCUUCCUAUUCUAUGUUCCUUUCUUUGACAACAGAUCCUCGUUAUCUUGUCGCCAGCAAAUUCCAUGCUCAAUUGUCC
Messenger RNA from Fusarium odoratissimum NRRL 54006, 4349 nucleotides. Its product is annotated as transketolase. Gene Ontology annotation, molecular function: transketolase activity. Gene Ontology annotation, biological process: pentose-phosphate shunt. The transcript has 5 exons. NCBI's taxonomy places the organism in Eukaryota, Fungi, Ascomycota, Sordariomycetes, Hypocreales, Nectriaceae. The record is from RefSeq and is a predicted model, not a curated record. Bases 1948 to 4131 code for a protein of 727 amino acids. Gene Ontology annotation, cellular component: cytosol.